Zeugodacus cucurbitae (melon fly) is the source of this 3957-nucleotide messenger RNA. It is a transcript of the gene gro, whose product is annotated as protein groucho. Lineage: Eukaryota; Metazoa; Arthropoda; Insecta; Diptera; Tephritidae. Gene Ontology annotation, biological process: regulation of DNA-templated transcription; negative regulation of canonical Wnt signaling pathway. Gene Ontology annotation, cellular component: transcription regulator complex; nucleus. The record is from RefSeq and is a predicted model, not a curated record. The transcript has 15 exons. The coding region runs from base 1060 to 3258 and encodes 732 amino acids. Gene Ontology annotation, molecular function: protein binding; transcription corepressor activity.
GCGAGUAUGUUCGCAAACGAGUGAGCAUUUUCUGAGAGCAACCAUUCUGUAGUCAACUUCAUUGAGUACCUCGUGUAUCUAAAUUUACGUUGUUUUGAUUCAAAUAAAAUAAUUUAUUAUAUAGUGUUUGCAAAUUUCCGACGGUAUUUAUUCUAUGUAAAAUCAUUGCAUAGAAUAUGGCGUGAUAUUUAAGAAAAAUUUAACAAAGCCUAUUUGGGUUAACGGUAGGCGGUUGCUUGUCAUAUAUUUUAAUGCGCGAAUAAUAAAAAUAAAUACGCAUAAAAAGGUGUGUAUAAUUUUUAAGUUCUUUGCUUUAAUGCAAAGUUUAACAUGUCAAAUGUGUGCACAGUAAAAAAAAAAACAGAAAAGUCUCAUAUGCGAAAAAUAUAAUUGCAAAAAUUACCACGCAUAGUACAUGCAAAACGCCAUUAGUGCCGCUUUUCUAGAGUUGCCAACCAAACGAAUUUAUAUUCAUAUGAAUUGGAACUAAAGGUCCAAUGGAGCAUAACUAAAUCAAUUUUAUUAUAAACUCGCACCAUAAUACUUGAAAAAUAUCAAUGAAAAAAGUGAGCAAAUAAAGAUUUCUCAGUAAGGAAGCGCAAGCACCCCAUAGUGCAAGAAAGUGUGCAAGACAAGACGGCAAAAGGAAAGAAGAAAGGAAAUCGCAGGGUGCUUCAGGGCUAGAAAGCAUAAAGCAGUCAAUAAGUCCAUUUUGUUGGACGAUUAGUUUAGUAACGUUCCAACACCUAUAAUUACAUUUACUUUAACAAUAAAAACGUUAUACGGAAUUGGUUGGUUUAAACGUGGAAUAAACAAGUGAAGGAGUCUCCGAUUCUCCCCAUAGUUAAUCAACCGCGGUAGUGGUGUAAGGUGUGUGCAUCAGGCUUAAAAGUUCCAUCUUUUGCUAACACUACAGAAGACAGUAAAAUAAUAUAAAGGACUAGAACACGAUUCAAAUAAAAAAGGUUAUCAAGAUUUUAUAAGCCUUAAUCAGUUUUCGACCACAAAGCCGCGAAAGUAGAGAUACACUACCAGCAGUUGUGUGGAGUAGUGCGCAAGAUGUAUCCUGCACCGGUGCGUCAUCCCUCGGCGGGGGGACCACCACCUCAGGGUCCACUAAAAUUUACAAUCGUUGACACAUUAGAACGAAUCAAGGAGGAGUUCAACUUUCUGCAGGCACAAUAUCAUACAUUAAAGCUGGAGUGCGAAAAACUUGCCAAUGAAAAAACAGAAAUGCAGCGCCAUUAUGUUAUGUACUACGAAAUGUCAUAUGGCCUUAAUGUUGAAAUGCACAAACAGACGGAAAUCGCCAAACGUUUAAAUACUUUGAUAAAUCAGCUGCUACCAUUUCUACAAGCCGAUCAUCAGCAGCAGGUCUUAAAUGCAGUGGAGCGUGCGAAACAAGUUACAAUGCAAGAGUUAAAUCUGAUCAUCGGGCAUCAGCAUCAGGGAAUUCAACAACUUCUACAGCAAAUACACGCACAGCAAGUGCCCGGCGGACCACCACAGCCAAUGGCCGGUUUGGCACCACUAGCUGGCCCAUUUGGUGCUUUGGGUCUGCCACAUGCACCACAGGGCCUGCUUAAGGCACCAACAGAUCAUCAUCGACCCGAUAUCAAACCGACCGGUCUGGAUGGGCCAGCUGGCGCAGAAGAGCGUCUCCGGAAUUCAGUGUCCCCAGCUGACCGUGAGAAAUAUCGCACACGUUCACCAUUGGAUAUUGAAAAUGAUUCUAAGCGUCGAAAAGAGGAGAAACUACAAGACGAUGAAGGAGAGAAAAGCGAUCAAGAUUUAGUCGUAGAUGUUGCAAAUGAAAUGGAACCCCACUCGCCACGUCCGAACGGCGAACACAUGUCGAUGGAAGCGCGCGAUCGUGAGAGUCUGAACGGUGAACGGCUCGAUAAACCGGGCAGUAGCGGUGUCAAACCGCCUAAUGAACGACCACCAUCACGUUCCGGUUCCAGUUCGUCGCGCUCAACUCCCAGCCUAAAAACUAAAGAUAUGGACAAGCCGGGGACACCUGGCGCCAAGGCACGCACUCCCACCCCAAAUGCUGCCGCACCAGCUCCGGGCGUAAAUCCCAAACAGCUGAUGGCACAAGGCGGUCCGCCGCCAGCCGGUUAUCCAGCCUCAGCGUAUCAGCGACCUGCUGACCCCUAUCAGAGGCCACCAUCCGAUCCGGCAUAUGGACGACCGCCACCACUACCUUACGAUCCGCAUGCGCACGUACGAACAAAUGGCAUUCCACAUCCUCAAGCGUUAACCGGUGGAAAGCCCGCAUAUUCGUUCCACAUGAACGGCGAAGGUAGUUUACAACCGGUGCCGUUCCCAUCAGACGCACUAGUUGGUGUUGGCAUACCACGACACGCCCGACAAAUUAACACACUAUCACAUGGCGAAGUAGUGUGCGCUGUUACCAUUUCGAAUCCCACGAAGUAUGUGUACACAGGCGGCAAAGGUUGCGUUAAAGUUUGGGACAUCUCACAGCCGAAUAAUAAGAAUCCAGUCAGUCAAUUGGACUGCCUGCAACGUGACAACUAUAUACGCUCCGUGAAAUUACUGCCCGACGGGCGUACGUUGAUUGUGGGCGGUGAGGCGUCCAAUCUAUCCAUAUGGGAUUUGGCCAGUCCGACGCCACGCAUUAAAGCCGAAUUGACAUCCGCAGCGCCGGCCUGUUACGCGCUCGCCAUUAGUCCGGAUUCGAAGGUGUGCUUCUCGUGCUGUAGUGAUGGCAACAUUGCGGUAUGGGAUUUGCACAAUGAGAUAUUGGUGCGUCAAUUCCAGGGACACACUGACGGCGCCUCAUGCAUCGACAUCAGUCCGGAUGGUUCGCGUCUGUGGACCGGUGGACUCGACAAUACGGUGCGUUCGUGGGAUUUGCGUGAAGGCCGCCAAUUGCAGCAGCAUGAUUUCAGUUCUCAAAUCUUCUCUCUGGGCUAUUGUCCGACAGGUGAAUGGCUCGCUGUGGGUAUGGAGAAUUCACAUGUUGAGGUAUUGCACGCAUCCAAACCAGACAAAUAUCAACUGCAUCUACACGAAAGCUGUGUGCUCUCGUUACGUUUCGCCACCUGUGGCAAAUGGUUCGUCUCCACUGGCAAGGAUAAUCUAUUGAAUGCCUGGCGAACACCAUACGGUGCAAGCAUAUUCCAGUCGAAAGAAACUUCAUCCGUACUUAGCUGCGACAUAUCAACCGAUGACAAAUACAUUGUGACGGGCUCCGGCGACAAAAAAGCAACGGUUUACGAAGUGAUUUACUAAUAAGUUCUAAUUUGUUUAAUUUUGCUAUAAACCUAUAAGAAGAAGAAUGCUAAGUUUUCUUUUGUGCAAAACAUUUAUAUAUUACCACACAGCAGCGUUCAUACAAAAAACACACACACAUAUACAAAUGGCAAACAACCGGACGAAGAGAAUGUUUUGCGAAAAAAUAUGUAAAUUGUAUGAGCGCGCAAACGCGAAUGUCGUGCCGCCAGGGCAAUGAAAACUGAUUAGUUCGCUUUGUAGUAGUGGCUUUUGAUAGGACUCACGAAAAGUUAAGCAAAACAAAAAAAACGACACAAUGUAAUGAAAGAGUAAAUCGGUAAAGAAACGCGGGUACAGAAAGUUUGGGUUAGGAAGGGUUGAUAAAUAUUCUUAUAAACAGACGUACAUGGCAAACAUGUUUAAUGAAAAUGAAAGUAAGAAAGGAGAAAUGAAACGAUAAAUAAGAAUUAAAAUUGGAAAUAUAUAAUUAUAAAUAAUAACAUAAACAAAUUGUAGAUUCUAAGUAAUUUUAAGUAAAGUUAAAGAGACAAGAAGCAGAAAACAUUAAAUAAUAAUUAAAAAAAGAAAAACAAAACACACUAAGCAAAACGCGCAGCAGGAGCAAAUGCAAAAACUUAUUAAAAUAUUAUAAAACAGAAAAACACAAAAAAAACAACAACAAACUUAACUUAAGCAAACGAAAAAAACAACAAUAAA